Orcinus orca (killer whale) is the source of this 2774-nucleotide messenger RNA. It is a transcript of the gene TAF1A, whose product is annotated as TATA-box binding protein associated factor, RNA polymerase I subunit A. The record is from RefSeq and is a predicted model, not a curated record. Gene Ontology annotation, cellular component: RNA polymerase I transcription regulator complex. NCBI's taxonomy places the organism in Eukaryota, Metazoa, Chordata, Mammalia, Artiodactyla, Delphinidae. Bases 1165 to 2508 code for a protein of 447 amino acids. Gene Ontology annotation, biological process: transcription by RNA polymerase I. The transcript is spliced from 11 exons.
CGGUUGUCUUCAACCUCAUUGCCUGCGUUCACAGUGGAACGGGAAUGGCUGUAGUAGGAUUCACCUGUGUUCUCCUCAUAUUUUCAACUGAUCCUCUGAAACCUUGAGUUCUGGGGGCGAGCCUGGAGGGGUGGGGCAGCUUUGGUUACCGUGACAACUGCAAGACACCAGUUUAGGCUUUGAGAAUUUGGGAAGGGAGAGCUUCUUCUGGAAUGACUCCUUAAAAUACGUGUGAGUCGGGUUCAAACUCAAGUGUUAUUUCAAAUUCUGUGCUCGUAACCACAGAAUUUGAUUGUUUUUUGUUUGUUUGUUUGUUUUUUUGCGGUACGCAGGCCUCUCACUGUUGUGGUCUCUCCCGUUGCGGAGCACAGGCUCCGGACGCGCAGGCUCAGCGGCCAUGACUCACGGGCCUAGCCGCUCCGCGGCAUGUGGGAUCUUCCCGGACCGGGGCAUGAACCCGUGUCCCCUGCAUCGGCAGGCGGACUCUCAACCACUCCGCCACUAGGGAAGCCCCAGAAUUUGAUUUUGAAAGGUUUAUUCGGGUUGUGAUGUAGAGAAGCCAAAUUUGAGGCAGGGUAAUUAGUUAGAAAGCUAAUGUAGCAAUUUAAUCACAGUUUGAAGGUGUCCCGAGCCAGGGGAGUGGUGUAGAGUUGCGGAGCAGAGAGAAGAUAGGAGAAGUACUAGCAGGUAGUACUAGCAGGACCUAAUAAUCAAUUGGAUAUGUGGAAGGAGGGAGAGGGGUCCUGAGCAUCUGGACGGUUAACUCCAAACUCAGCUUGGCACAAGGCUGUUUUUGUAGAUUCUUUUCCCGCCAUCUGCUUUCCGCCCCCCUCCUCCACGCACACCCCAAACUCUGUACAUGCCAAGUGUGUUUGAUGUUCUAGUUACCAGAAUAUUGUCCUCACCUUUUUGUGACACUGAGCCAGGUUACAUAGUUUCACUGAGCCCUUCAGUUUUUUUCAGCAUGAAAAUGGAAGAAAGUAAUACCACUUACUUCCGGAUUUCUGUAAGGAUUAAAUUAGAUACUUUGUAGCCCUGGUGUAUAGAAAGGGCCCAAUAAAUGUUAACUACUACUGUUAUUAUUUGUCAUAUUGUUUUAUUAUACAUUAUUUUGAUGUUUCUUCCCCUAGAUGACUCUUUUUAACUUAAAAGUCUGGAAUAGGUAUGAGUGAUUUCAGUGAAGAAUUGAUAAGGCCCACAACAGAGGGGGAACCGCGUGCGCCCUCUGGUACAGGGAUGUGUUUUCCUUGGCUCCAAAAGCAUAUAGAAACCAUAGCGACUGGAGGAAAACAGGAGAAGGAUUUUGCUCAGACAACAAGUGCUUGUUUAAGUCUUAUCCAAGAAGCUCUGCUGAAGCACCAGUGGCAGCGAGCUGCAGAAUACAUGCACAGUUACUUUCAGAUCUUGGAAGAUUCAGAUAGCAACAAGAGACAGAUUGCACCGGAGAUUAUUUGGAGGCUUGGAAGUGAAAUUCUUUAUUAUCAUCCCAAAAGCAGUGUGGAGACUUUCAAUACCUUUGCUGACCGGAUGAAAAAUAUUGGUGUCAUGAAUUACUUGAAGAUCUCCUUACAACAUGCAUUAUACCUUCUGCAUCAUGGUAUGCUUGAGGAUGCGAACAGAAAUCUCAGCCAGGCAGAGACAUGGCGAUACGGUGAAAAGUCGUCUUCUCAGGAAGUGUUAAUCAACCUUAUUCAGGCCUAUAAAGGGCUUUUGCAGUAUUAUAUUUGGUCUAAAAAGAAGAUGGAAUUGUCUCAGCUUGAUGAGGAUGAUUAUACUUACAACACAGCGUCCCAGAAUAUGCUCAACCACAGCUGGAAGACAUCUAUAAACCUUUGUGCAUUGAUUCAAAUUCCUGGAGUUUGGGACCCUUUUGUGAAGAGUUAUGUAGAGAUGCUGGAAUUCUAUGGGGAUCAAGAUGGAGCCCGAGAGGUGCUUACCAAUUACGCCUAUGAUGAAAAGUUCCCAUCAAAUCCAAAUGCUCAUAUCUACUUAUACAACUUUUUAAAGAGAGAGAAGGCACCAAGAGAGAAAUUGAUAAGUGUGCUUAAGAUUUUGUAUCAGAUUGUACCAUCUCAUAAACUGAUGUUAGAAUUCCAUAGAUUACUGAGAAAAUCAGAAAACGAAGAACACCGUAAACUGGGGUUGGAGGUAUUAUUUGGAGUCUUAGAUUUUGCUGGAUGCACUAAAAAUAUAACUGCUUGGAAAUAUUUGGCAAAAUAUCUCAGACAGACUUUAAUGGGGAGUCAUCUUGCCUGGGUUCAAGAAGAGUGGAACUCCAGGAAAAACUGGUGGCCAAGCUUUCACUUCAGCUACUUUCGGGCAAAAAGUGAUUGGAAGGAAGAUAAAGCUUUAGCUUGUGAGAAAGCUUUGGUAGCUGGGUUAUUGUUAGGAAAAGGGUGUAGAUAUUUUCAGAAUAUUUCAAAACAAGAUCAUCAAGUCUUAAAGAAGAAAAUUAAGCAGAUGAAGAAAUCAGUGAAAAAAUACAGCAUUGUAAAUCCAGGACUCUGAUACUGAAUUUUAGUUACUUCAGAUUAGUAGCUACAGAGUAGUAACUCAGUUGAUAGCUUUAAAUGUAUUUAUUUAUUUGAUAUUUUAAGAAGGUAGCUUAUUUGGCUAUGAAAAAGUUAUAUUUUCUUUUACUAUCGGUUAUAGCUGAAGAGACAGUCUCAUUGCCUUUGCUCUUUGUAAAUAUAUUUUUCCUUUUUUUUUGUACUGUUAAAUGUAACAUUUAUUAAGGAAUAAUCUUCAAAUAAAAAUAUAUUUGUUUUAUCAGA